This is a messenger RNA of Juglans regia (Persian walnut), 2315 nucleotides long. RefSeq names its product COBRA-like protein 7. Lineage: Eukaryota; Viridiplantae; Streptophyta; Magnoliopsida; Fagales; Juglandaceae. The transcript has 2 exons. The coding region runs from base 98 to 2044 and encodes 648 amino acids. The record is from RefSeq and is a predicted model, not a curated record. Gene Ontology annotation, biological process: cellulose microfibril organization. Gene Ontology annotation, cellular component: membrane.
UUGAAAAGCUCUGGCUCUGUCCCUCCGUACUUUCUUUGAACAAGUUCAAAAGAAUCAAAACUCCACAGUCCAGACUCCAUAACCAAACAGCACCAAAAUGGCCGUCCAUUUCAUCCACUUCGUCGCCGGUUUGGUUCUAUUCACCGUUUUACCAUUCUUGGUCGCCCAGUCUCCAUCUGCGGGUGCCGAUUCAUGCAACGGCGUAUACUUGUCCUACACCUACAGCGGCGGAAGGAAGCUCAUGCCGAAUCGUACGUCCGAUCCAACCCGGCAGCCCUACCGGUUCGAGUCGGUUCUGACCGUGCUCAACAACGGGAUCGUGGACCUCAAGUCGUGGAGGGUCUUCGUUGGGUUCAAGCACGACGAGUACUUGGUCUCCGCUUCCAACGCAGUGCUGGCCGACGGGACCAGCCUUCCCGGUAGCGUCGGAAACGGCACCGUUUUCUCCGGGUACCCGAUGACGGACCUCAAGACGGCGGUUAAGACCGCCGGGGACUUGACUCAGAUUCAGGUCCAGGUCCAGCUAGUGGGAACACAGUUUGGUGUGGCUCCCCCCACGGUUCCAUUGCCCUCGAACAUUUCUCUGGCCAAUGAUGGGUGGGUUUGUCCUAGGCCAGCUGCUCGAGGGAAUGUGACAAGAGUCUGUUGCACACAAGACCCAAAUGCUAAAUCAAACAUUACUGUAGAUGAGGAGUUCCUGCCUCGCCAGAGUGGCGACCUUACUAUUAUGUAUGAUGUGAUCCGGACAUAUGAGUCGAACUACUGGGCACAAGUCACACUCUCAAACCAUAACCCUCUUGGCCGUCUUGAUAACUGGAAAUUGCACUGGGAAUGGACAAGAGAUGAAUUUAUCUAUGCGAUGAAAGGGGCAUAUCCAUCAGUUGUCGAUUCUUCUGAAUGCUUAUUUGGCCCUCAAGGUACAUAUUACCAGAGUAUAGACUUCUCCACUGUAUUAAAUUGCGAAAGAACUCCAACCAUAAUUGACCUGCCUCCAACCAAGUACAACGACACGGUCCUUGGAUUGAUCCCUUAUUGUUGCCGAAAUGGUACAAUCUUACCUCGUGAGAUGGACCCAAGUAAGUCAAUUUCAGCAUUCCAGAUGCAAGUCUAUAAAAUGCCACCAGAUCUCAACCGAUCACUGCUUAUUCCACCAGUGAAUUGGAAGAUCAAUGGUAUACUCAACCCUGAUUAUCGAUGUGGCCAGCCAGUGCGGGUGAGUCCUAGCCAAUUCCCAGAUCCAAGUGGCUUACCUUUAAAUUCAACUGCAGUCGCCAGUUGGCAGGUGGUCUGCAAUAUAACGCAUCCCAAAGGAGGAAGCCCCAAAUGCUGUGUCUCAUUUUCUGCUUACUACAAUGAUUCUGUCAUUCCAUGCAAAACUUGUGCAUGUGGGUGCCCUAAUAACCCAGCUCGUACUUGUAGUGUGGCUACUCCAGCCAUGCUUCUUCCUUCGAAUGCUCUUCUUCUUCCUUUUGCAAACCGGACUGCCUUGGCUACAGGUUGGGCUCAGCUUAAUCAUCGACUAGUGCCAAGGCCAAUGCCCUGCGGAGAUAACUGUGGGGUCAGUAUUAACUGGCAUUUGCACACAGACUACAGUAGGGGAUGGAGCGCAAGAAUCACAGUGUUCAAUUGGGAUGAAACUGCCUUUGCUGAUUGGUUUGCUGCAGUACAAUUGGACAAGGCAACCCCUGGUUUCCAAGCAAUGUACUCAUUCAACGGAACUACCUUGGCCUUGAAUGGUGUCAACAAUACCAUAUUCAUCCAGGGUCUUCCAGGAUUAAACUAUCUUGUGGCAGAAGCAGAUGGAGCUGACCCACAGAAGGACCCUAGGGUGCCUGGGAAACAACAAUCUGUGAUCUCCUUUACUAAGAAAAAGACCCCUGGAAUUAAUGUGCCUAAUAGAGAUGGGUUUCCCACUAAAGUAUACUUCAAUGGAGAGGAGUGCUCGCUGCCUUCCGUAUAUCCAACUGGUGGUAGUAAUAGAAGCGGCCCUGCUAUGGUUUUUUCGGUCUUAGCAAUGGUAGCGUUCAUUUUGAUGCAGCAAUAGCCGGGUGACUUCUGUCAUCAUGAGCAUUGCUUGAUAUGCGUUUAACCAGGAAGUUUAUAUUAACAGGAGAUGCAUGCUAUGAUUCUUAUAUAGAGGAUGUAAUGGUACUUCAGCCAUGGCUUUGUAAAGGUUUGCAGAACUGCCAUAGUUGGAAGGGAAAUGAAAACAUUGACUAGUUAGAGACCAUCAAAAUAUAUGAAGUGAGCUUGGAUUUUAUAUUGUGUAACCAUAACCUCCGUUGCUCAGUUUGAUUCUUCAUGCUAUACAUUUC